Molecule: messenger RNA, 8560 nt
Organism: Coregonus sp. 'balchen'
Lineage: Eukaryota; Metazoa; Chordata; Actinopteri; Salmoniformes; Salmonidae
Source: the annotation of a GenBank genome assembly
AUGUCGAGCUCGUACCGAAGCAGGUGAGGUGUAGAUUUGAUUUAUGAAUGGACAGUGGGCCAUAAUAACAAAUUCGACGAAAUGUCAUGUACGUUUGUCUUUUUUGGCAAUCUCUUGUGGUGCGUUCUGUGUAGCUAAUUGUUCGUGUAUUAUAUGGUAGACUCCGAAGGCUAGGCUCACUUUAGCUAACUAGAUAGCUAACUAGAUAGCCCGUUGUCUCGAUGAAAUGGGAAGACAUCUGGUAGCAACAUCGAUGAAAAUGCUCGCUUCUCUGUACUGUACUACACUGCAGACAAUGUCCCCCCCCUAUUCUCUGCUUGAAUUAAAUAAUUGUUUCCUAUCUAGCUAGCUAUCUAUGUGGAUAGGAAACAUUUUGCUCAAGCAUAGGCACUCAAGCUGUCCACCGACACAACUAUCAUGUUUGUCUAUUUCAGUGACUGUAACUAUUAAUAGUUAGCAUUAAAACUCAAUACAUUUAAACUGAAGGAACCCUAAAUGGCCAUUUAAUUCGAGGCUUUCAAUUAACUAGGUAGUGGCUAACGUUAAACUGUUGAGGAAGGACUGGGCUAAGAGAAUGCAGAACUUGUGCUACCUAAUUCCUCAAAUGUAAUUAUGCAACUUAGGUUGCUAACAUACCCACAUUCUCCACUGAUGAAAUUAUCACAACUAACUGAGACCACUUUAGACUAGAGACAGUCAAACCUGUGUGUUGUAUUUGACUUAAUGUCAGCUAUUGAUAAUCCACAAGACAAGGAGAAAUACAGACUAGCCUACUCAAGAUGCAAUGGUGGUAUAUUGCAUUACAUUUGACCUAUACAAUGCACAUACUGACAGGACAUCCCUUUCAAUCCUUGUAAGACAGGGGCAGUUCAAAGCAGGACACACUCAUUUACCUGAUUUUAAUCUAUUUAGGGUCCUGCUAUUUGUGGCUAAAUAAAACUGUUCAUAUGCCUACUAUGGUAACCUAUUUUCUGUGAUGGCCGAAAUGUUGUUGUCAUGCUUAGGCUACUCAUUAUAAAGCUUCCCUUGCUUUUAGGCUACUAUUCACUCUUGCUUCUGGACUUAACUGUUCGAGGAAAAUAAUGGAUCCAACGUUAUGAAGGGAAAUCAAAUGUAGGGUUUAAUUGUGACAGCAAAGCACUUUUGCCUGGUGUUGAAGUUAAUGAUCUGAGGUCAGGACUGGUAUCUUGCGAGGGCUGUUGCUUGAUAAUAAACAAAUGAACAGUUUUCCCUUUUGAAUAGCUCUGAGCCAAGUAACUGCUGAUCGUCUGCAGUUUUAGAGGGAGCCAUGACAAACAGGAUGUAGCCGUCGAGGAAAGAGAUACAUUUCUAUUACAGGAGAAAGGCAUACUAGAUUGAAAUCAUAGCUUUUGCUUUAGUUCUGUUCAGUAGGUUAGAACAAAAUCAGAGUAUCACAGAUAUAGCUAGGCUAUGUAGAAUGGACACAACUCUCUGAUGUUGAAUAGCUGAAUAGCCAAUCCUGUCAGUUCUACACGCACCUCUUUCUAUAGCGUUAGCCUUAGAUCGGCAGUAUAAAAUGUUAUUUGUCACAUACACGUGUUUAGCAGAUGUUAUAGCGGGUGUAGCGAAAUGCUUGUGCUUGUAGUUCCGACAGUGCAGUAAUAUCUAACAAGUAAUAUCUAACAAUUUCACAACAUAUACCCAAUACACACAAAUCUAGUAAGGAAUGGAAUUUAAGAAUAUAUACAUAUAUUGGCUAGUAAUGACAGAGCGGCAUGGACUAAGAUACAGUAGAAUAUUAUAGAAUAGAGUAUAUACAUAUGAGAUGAGUAGUGCAAGAUAUGUAAACAUUAUUAGUGUUCCAUUUCUUAAAGUGGCCAGUGAUUUCAAUAGGCAGCAGCAGCUAGUGAUGGCUAUUUAACAGUCUGAUGGCCUUGAGAUAGAAGCUGUUUUUCAUUCUCUCGGUCCCAGCUUUGAUGCACCUGUACUGACCUCGCCUUCUGGAUGAUAGCGGGGUGAAUAGGCAGUGGCUCGAGUGGUUGAUGUCCUUGAUUAUCUUUUUGGCUUUCCUGUGACAUCGGGUGCUGUAGGUGUCUUGGAGGGUGGGUAGUUUGCCCCUGGUAAUAUAGUCUAAGAUCCACUGUAUAGCCUUUGAUGCUUUUGGGCUAAAUCACAACAAUCAAUCCACCCCAAUCUAUUUUGAAUUCCUCUGGGACAGGGUUUCCCAAACAUUUUUUAAUUUCUUGUACAAAUGAAGGAUCCAGGAAUUCAAGGUGGCCUUGAGUGAAGAGAAGCUAGACUUGAAGGCACUCCGGGAACUUUGCUUCAGUGGUAAGAAAAAACCUUGCUUUCAUCUCCAGAAUGUAAUUUUUUCAUGUGUUAUAUUACUUAGUUUGUUACUCUGUCUCCUUAUUUAACUUUAUCUUGUCCUGUAUUCAUCUUUAUUUUUUUCUCUCUGUCAUUCCUCCUUCUCUCCUCCAUCCCCACCCACCUAUCUCUCUCUCAGGUAUCCCAUUUGAAGGAGGCAUCCGUGCACUUUGCUGGAAAGUGAGUUGCUCCACCCAUUUUAAUAGACAGACAUCUACAGUAUGUAGCAUUAGCCUUUGUUUUAGUAUUAGUUUCAGCCUGUUUUUCUAAUCUUAUGUGUGAGGGAUUGGGAUUCUUAUUUCGGAUGACUUGCUUCCGUGUUUCCAGGUCCUGCUCAACUACCUGCCUCUGGACCAGACGAUAUGGGACUCCUUUCUCAAAAAGCAGAGGUAAAAACGUCUCCACCAGUUCUGGUGGACAUCAAUUAUUUAUCAAUAGGAGGAGAUUAAUUGAAAUGUUCAGAAUAAGAAAUGUGUGCACUUGCAGGACCGGUAUGAAUUAGGGCUGGCCGAUGUGGCCUAAAACUCAUAUAAUAUAUUUCCUUCUAACUUAUGGAAUAUUCACCAUAUAUAGUGCAUUCGGAAAGUAUUUACAUUUACAUUUUACAUUUUAGUCAUUUAGCAGACGCUCUUAUCCAGAGCGACUUACAGUUAGUGAGUGCAUACAUAAUUUUUUUAAAUACUGGCCCCCCGUGGGAAACAAAUCCACAACCCUGGCGUUGCAAACGCCAUGCUCUACCAACUGAGCUACAUCCCUGCCGGCCAUUCCCUCCCCUACCCUGGACGAAUUGUGCGCCGCCCCAUGGGUCUCCCGGUCGCGGCCGGCUACGACAGAGCCUGGAUUCGAACCAGGAUCUCUAGUGGCACAGCUAGCACUGCGAUGCAGUGCCUUAGACCACUGCGCCACUCAGGAGACGCAUUCAGACCCCUUCCCCUUUUCCACAUUUUGUUACGUUACAGCCUUAUUCUAAAAUGGAUUAAAUAAAUUAAAAUCCUCAUUAAUCUACACACAAUACCUCAUAAUGACAAAGCGAAAAGUUUUUGCCAAUAAAAAAAUAAAACCAGCAACUUUGUUGUUGUGAGUGGUAGGGGGAGGGGCUUGGGAGAAAGAGACAAAGCGAGAGGUUUCACUCUCCCAAAUAUCUGUCAAAAAUAAGCCCAAUGCCCUUAUUUUGAACCUUGUCGGUUGCCUUCCCGCCUUUGGAACAAUGACUCUCAUUGUUAGGGCGGAGACAUGAGCAUCUCCUGAGUGGCGCAGUGGUCUAAGGCACUGCAUCGCAGUGCUAACUGUGCCACUAGAGAUCCUGGUUCGAAUCCAGGCUCUGUCGCGACCGGGAGACUCAUGGGCGGCGCACAAUUGGCCCAGCGUCGUCCAGGGUAGGGGAGGGAAUGGCCGGCAGGGAUGUAGCUCAGUUGAUAGAGCAUGGCGUUUGCAACGCCAGGGUUGUGAGUUCGAUUCCCACGGGGGGCCAGUAUAAAAAAAUAAAAUAUAUAUAUAUAUUCACUAACUGUAAGUCGCUCUGGAUAAGAGCGUCUGCUAAAUGACUAAAAAUGUAAAUGUAAAAAAUGAUAUACUGUUCUCUGGUGUGAAUGGAAGGUGCACAGCACAGAAGGAGCGAACGAGACGAGACCAAAAAGACAACAUGAGAACAAGCGGACAUAAACGCUCAUAAAAACGAAAAAUACCAAAAAAAAUUAUAUAUAUAUCGCCCAGCCCUAGUUUGAAUGGUUAAAGUGAAAAUGAAACCAUCUAUAGAUGUAUUGACUUUUGAUCAGCCCUUUACAUUUACAUUUACGUCAUUUAGCAGAUGCUCUUAUCCAGAGCCUUUGAGGCCUUUUAUAUAGAGCAUGAAAACAUGAACUGAUCAAGACUUAGCCACUGUGUAUAUCCUUCCAUGUCAGCCUUUUAAUCAGUGACAGAAUGAUACCUUGGUAACUAACCAAUUCUUGGUCAAGUAUAUCCCCCCUGUCCCGCUGGAGUUUACUUUGGGAAUCUUUUCUUAGAUUUUACCAAGUGUUCCUAGACAAACAGCUGACUCAUAAUGGAACCUGGCCUAUUCAAAUAUCACACUAGAACACAACACACCCGGCUCAGGACAGCUAUAUCGGGUCGGCUCUGGACAGGGGAGACAGUGGUGGCGAUUCUGCUGCUUCUAUUGGCUCUCCUCACAUUAUUGAAAUCCUUCAAAUACUUUGACUGUUUGAUUGAGCGUGCCUGGAAUGCUUUGAAUGGCCCCUAGUCAAUUCAGAAUUGUCCAUGAUGAUGUCAUAUUGCUGAGUCUAGUCAAUUUCACCAAGUCCAAUUGUCGGUCAAAUGUAACUCCUGAAAUGAUACCAUUAGGAGUAGCUGACCUCCGAUGGUCCCUGACUCUUGCUUUAAUCCACAGGCGUAGAGAUACAAUAUAAUACUGUUCAAUACUGUUCUAAAAAUGUUGUUUUUAAUUAUGUGCCCACAGGGAGGGUUAUUCCCAGUUCCUGAAGGAGAUGAUCAUCCAGCCCGGCAUCGCUAAGGCCAACCUGGGCCUCUCCAGAGAGGACGUGACCAUGGAAGACCAUGUGAGUUCCUCCUCUCCUCUCCCUCCUUCGUUACCCCCCAAAAUAGACAAAUUUCCUACUCUGAUACACACCGCUGGGUUGUCUCGGCUAAUACACAGGAACUUUCACCGAAUUUUCCCAUACAUUCAUUUUCAUUCCCUCUUUCUAACUUUCUUUCACUCUCUCAGCCUCUCAACCCCAACCCAGAGAGCAAGUGGAACAAUUACUUCAGAGACAAUGAGGUGCUGCUGCAGAUUGAUAAAGAUGUCAGGUAGGUAGCUAGGCACUUCUUUAGCUGACUUUGAAGUGAAUAUCUCCUUGUAUUAUAAGUAACUCGUCCUCCAGAACAGGGGCGAACAUUAAUGAAUAGUCUAUUAAUGGAUUCCAGUAGCCUAUCAUGGAACACCAUCUCUAAAACGGCAGAAGAUCAGCAGCAGUGGCGCUCUCUCGUGGAUUUUCCACAAAGGAACAAAGGAUGAACUACUAAGUGCUAAUUAACUAAUGUAUUUCUGUAAUGGCAGGCGUCUGUACCCAGACAUGGCCUUCUUCCAGUGGCCCACAGACUACCCCUGCCAGCUGAUCCUGGACCCCCAGAAUGACUACGAGACCCUCAGGCGCCGCGUGGAACAGACCACCCUCAAGGCCCAGACUGUGGACCGCAACCGCAGCGGGGUCACCAAUGUGAGUCUGACCGUCAGAGAGAGAAAGUAUGUGUGUGUCUGUGUCAUUUGGCAGGUAGCCUAGCAGUUGAGCGUUGGGCCAGUAACCGAAAGGUCACUAGUUCGAAUCCCCGAGCCGACUAGGUGAAAAAUCUGUUGACGUGCCCUUGAGCAAGGCACUUUACCCUAAUUGUUCCGGGAAGUUGCUCUGGAUAAGAGCGUCAGCUAAAUGACUAAAAUGUCAAAUGUAAUGUGUGCGUUUGUUGUAUAUUUGUGAGAACAGACAUAUUGGUCUACAGAAAUGGUCCCCCUUGCUUCGAGAUGUCCACCAUCCUUCCUGUACCCAAGAAAGCGAAGGUAUCUGAACUAAAUGACGCUCGCCCCGUAGCACUCACUUCUGUCAUCAUGAAGUGCUUUGACAGGCUAGUUAACAACCAUAUCUCCUCCAUCUUACGUCACCCCCUAGACCCACUACAAUUUGCAUACCACCCCAGCAGAUCCACGGACAACGCAAUUGCACUGCACACUGCCCUAUCCCACCUGAACAAGGGGAAUACCUGUGUAAGAAUGCUGUUCAUCAACUACAGCUCAGCCUUCAACACCAUAGUGCCCUCCAAGCUCAUCACUAAACUCAGGGCCCUGGGUCUGAACCCCUCCCUGUGCAACUGGGUCCUGGACUUCCUGACGGGCCGACCCCAGGUGGUGAAGGUAGGCAACAACACCUCCACUACGCUGAUCCUCAAGACGUGGGCCCCACAGGGGUGCAUGCUCAGCGCCCUCCUGUACUCCCUGUUCACCCAUGACUGCGUGUCCACGCACGUCUCCAACUCAAUCAUCAAGUUUGCUGACGACACAACCGGGGUAGACCUGAUUACCAGCAACGACGAGACAUCCUACAGGGAAGAGGUGGAAAAUAACCUCCCUCAACGUCAACAAAACUAAGGAGCUGAUCCUGGACUACAAUAGACAGCAGAGAGAGCACGCCCCAGUUGAGAGGGUCAAAAGCUUCAAAUUCCUCGGCGUGCACAUCACUGAGGACCUGAAAUGGUCCCAUCACACUGACAGUGAAGAAAUUCGGCUUGGCCCCUACGACCCUCAGGAACUUCUACAAUUGCACAAUUGCCUGCCUAGGGGGGUAGUGGUUGUUUUUUGACUGGGCCUACCCCCCCCCCCUCACUCUCUCCUACCCCUUCUCCCCUCUCCACUCUUUCCCCUCUUUACCUUCCCGCUCUUCAGGUGAGCUCCCCGGGCAAGGCUCUCAACCUGUACCCUUCCAACGAGUACGAGGUGCUGCCCAAUGGCUGCGAGGCCCACUGGGAGGUGGUGGAGCGCAUCCUGUUCAUCUACGCUAAGCUCAACCCGGGCAUUGCCUACGUGCAGGGCAUGAACGAGGUGGUGGGACCCCUCUACUACACCUUCGCUACCGACCCCAACGACAAGUGGAAAGGUGGGUGCGGGGGGGGGGGUCGGUAGAUAGACUAGUAAAGUACUAUUCUGUUGUAUUAAUGCAAAUAUCAGCUCUACCAGCUGCUACUUCCCUCUGAUAGUCCCAUUUCACUAGUCUCUGCAUAAGAGUGCUAAUGUUCUGUGAUGGAAUGGGUGUUCUGUGAAGGAAUGGAUGUUCUGUGAUGAAAUGGAUCAAGCUAACUGAUUCAGCACUGCCACCUAGAGGACAAAUGAGGAAUGGCAAACCACCCUUCUUCCCUAUCUCAUCUAAUUUUCACAGAUUGUUAUUGCUUGACCUCCAUUUAGAAGUAUUUUAUUGUCUGUCAUAUAUAGACAGACAGACAAACACAAUUGACACUUGGUACGGCACGAUUGACUGAUUGAUUGACUGAUAUUUUGACUGACUGAUUUACUAAUUGACCGUCCAACCAACCAGAGCACGCCGAGGCAGACACCUUCUUCUGUUUCACCAACCUGAUGUCGGAGAACCGGGACAUGUUCAUCAAGAGUCUGGAUGACUCACAGUGCGGCAUCACCUACAAGAUGGAGAGUGUCUACUCCAUGCUCAAGGAGAAGGACAUGGAGCUCUACAUUAAACUGGUGAGCAAAGGACUCCUGGGCCCUGUCCCAAAGCCAUCCCUAGGCCCUUUCCCUGGGCCCUUGUUGACUCGUCUUCACGGCUCUGAAGGGAUACAAGUUCAUAGGGAUAUGGGGAGGAGUGGUAUAGGGGAGGGGAUAUGUUUCGUAAGGGGGGGAGUUACACAUUUGAUCUGUUUACCCAUUAAUUUUCCCCAUGCACCUCCAAACAAAGUGUUGGUUUUGGUUAGAUUAAUUCAUUUAGUGGGAUAAUGUUAUGUUGUUUGUAGUUAUGAUGGAGGCUAGUUCAAUCUUUCAACCUCUCCCUCCCUCCAUUCUCUUUAACAGCAGGAGCAGAACAUCAAGCCUCAGUACUUCACCUUCCGCUGGCUGACCCUGCUGCUGUCCCAGGAGUUCCUCCUACCUGACGUCAUCCGCAUCUGGGACACGCUCUUCUCCGACCAGGACCGCUUCGACUUCCUCAUCCUGGUCUGCUGCGCCAUGCUCGUGUGAGUUCCCUUCUGUCCUGCCUAGCCACGAACGCCCCUAACCCCAGAUUGACCCCAGCUCCAAUUCCCCAAGUCUGUUGAAAUGGACAUGGAGUUUGGAUUUUCUAAGAAUGCAAUGAAAUUCCUGAAUUUACUUGAAUUUGGAUGGAAUUGGAUAGGAUUUGGAUGGAAUUGGAUACUAGUAAGACGCUUGUCUGCAUUUUACCAUAUGUUAUGCGUUAUGUUUGUUAUUUCUGUUCUGAUUUGCAUGCCUGUCCUGUGUGGUUUCAGACUGAUUCGAGAUCAGUUGCUGGCGGGAGACUUCACGGUCAACAUGAGACUGCUGCAGGUAAGACCAUUUGAAAGGAUCUAUUCAAAUACAGUGGGGCCAAUGUAGGUCAUGUUUUGGGCAACUAAGGAGGUUUUACUUGACAUUUAACUGAUUGUCUCUGUUCUUCUUCAGGACUACCCCAUCUCAGAUGUCCACACCAUCCUGGCCAAGGCCAAGGAGCUUCAGGACGGCUCGUAG